UAAAACUCAUAGUAAAUAAAUCAAUCAAAAAUUGAGUUUUUUCUUCCCAUCAUAUCAGGACCAAGGACCAUGUUUUGUGAUCCCGGUAUAAAUCAUAUAAACACUGCAGAUCAAUAUUUACGUUUGAUAAAGCCACAUGUUUGUACCUCAUACACGCUUCACAACUAUGACUACCACUUGCCUUGAACUUCCCCGCGCAGCUGUCUUUCAAAAUAAUGAAUGGGGAUAGUGUUAGCAAAAGGUUGUUUGUCUUUUUAUCACUAAUGGUCUAUUCCUAAUUUAGAUUGCAGAAGGAAUUAAUGGAGUUGCUAAUGUCUAACGACAAAAGCGUAACGGCAUUUCCAGAUGGUGAAAAUCUCACUCGUUGGCUAGCGUCUAUACGUGGUCCUGAUGGAACGGUAUAUGAAGGUCAGCAAUACAAGCUUUCACUUGAGUUUGGCCCUAACUAUCCAUACAGUCCUCCAAAUGUGCGUUUUGUUUCGAAAUGUUAUCAUCCUAAUGUUGAUACUCGUGGAGUAAUAUGCUUAGAUAUUCUGAAAGAAAUGUGGUCUCCUUUACUGACUGUAGAAAAUCUUCUGUUAUCUAUUCGAAGUUUAUUAGCAGAACCCAAUAAUGAUAGUCCUUUAAAUGGACAAGCAGCCCAACUAUGGUCUAAUCCUUCUGCAUUCCGUGCUGAAAUGAUGAAAUUUCAAGCAUCAUCGUCCAACAGCUAGUCUAUGUAAAUAUUUCAGUGUCUGGCUAUUGUGUACAGUCAAAUUUUCUCCUUAACGGUUGGCAAACUUUUGUACUAUCCAUUCUCUUUCCCUCUAUUUUCUAGUUUCUAUAUUCUACCUAAAUCCAUGUAUUUAUCCAAAUGCAAGACAUACUCAAAAGACUCGCGUAUAAAUAUUAUAUACAUACAAAAUAAAAUGUUCUAUGAAACACUA
Molecule: messenger RNA, 926 nt
Organism: Schistosoma mattheei
Lineage: Eukaryota; Metazoa; Platyhelminthes; Trematoda; Strigeidida; Schistosomatidae
Source: the annotation of a GenBank genome assembly